AAAUUCUGACCGAUAUCUCGAAAUCAAAGAAAGCUAACCUAAAAUCUUAGAAUUUCUUUUCUUCAUUGAAUUACACAACAAUAUCAACAAAUACACUUAAUAAUAACUGAAUAGUCUUUAUAUAGUUUUUAAGUUUAAAAGUCCUGUAGCAUGUCCGAAUACGAAGCAUUUAAAAGAGGCAAAUUAGUACUGAAAGGGGAAAAAUCAAGUUCAAAGAGGAAACGGAAACAUAAGCACCAAGACAAGAAAGAAGAACAGGGUCCAGUAGCAGACACAGACGCAAUAUCUCAUGGUGGCUGGUGGAGCGUCGACUCCAUACGAGGAAUAAAUGGAUCGGUGGCUUUGGAGUUUGGUGAUAGGACGUAUGUCACGGCAUUAGAUAAUGGUUUAUUCACACUUGGGGCUCCUCAUGAUGAAGGUGAAGGACCUUCACCAGAGGAAGUGCUGACUGCGAUAUCUGUGAACGACACCAAAGUUGCAUUCAAGUCUGGUUACGGCAAAUACUUGGGUGUGGCCAAGGACAACACUGUCACUGGUCGCUCCGAUGCUAUUGGCGCCCUUGAACAAUGGGAACCAGUUUUCCAGGACGGAAAACUGGCUCUGCUAAGCUGUACCGGAAAAUUCAUGUCGAUUCGAAAUGACGAUGACACAUUAGUAGCUAUUAGUCAGACAGCAGGAGAGAAUGAAAUGGUCAAGGUUCGUUCUUCAGUCACUAAAGAGACCGACAAAAAACUGGAGAUACCAGUAGAAGAACAGGGAAGUUUGGCGGAAAUUGAAGUGAACUAUGUGAAAAAGUUUCAAAAAUUUCAAGACAAGAGAUUGAAAGUUUCUUCCAACAGUGUAAGUGAACUGAAACGCGCCAAAACUUCAGGAUCUCUGCAUGAGACACUACUUGACAGGAGAAGUAAAAUGAAAGCGGAUCGUUAUUGCAAGUAGUUAGCCUAUUCAAUGUAUAUUCUUAGUGUAUGGAGUUUUUUAUACAAAUUAAACAAUUCAAGUGUA
Messenger RNA from Nilaparvata lugens (brown planthopper), 1002 nucleotides. It is a transcript of the gene FRG1, whose product is annotated as protein FRG1 homolog. The record is from RefSeq and is a predicted model, not a curated record. Lineage: Eukaryota; Metazoa; Arthropoda; Insecta; Hemiptera; Delphacidae. Gene Ontology annotation, cellular component: nucleolus; catalytic step 2 spliceosome; striated muscle dense body. The transcript has 6 exons. The coding region runs from base 151 to 936 and encodes 261 amino acids. Gene Ontology annotation, molecular function: actin filament binding.